Molecule: messenger RNA, 1186 nt
Organism: Haliotis rubra (blacklip abalone)
Lineage: Eukaryota; Metazoa; Mollusca; Gastropoda; Lepetellida; Haliotidae
Product: cell division cycle-associated protein 7-like
Exons: 10
Coding region: 83-907 (274 amino acids)
Biological process (GO): regulation of DNA-templated transcription
Cellular component (GO): nucleus
Source: RefSeq, a predicted model, not a curated record
AGGCGCGUAAGAAAACCCCGCCAAACUCGUUCCACGUGGGUGAUUCAGUGAACGAGUGUAACGUAAUAACUGGUGUUCAGUCAUGGCACAGCUGGCAAAGAAGUUGGUGUCUGAAUAUGAAGCUCUACGCAACAAGAAUUUGGCCGACAACCAGGCUGUGUUGGCUAAAUUGAUGGAAGAUUUAAAGAAAAGCUUUCCGCAAAAACCUCCACCAAGGAAACCACGUACCUCGAGGAAGAGCAUCAGUGAAGGUCCCAUUAGACGGAACCCGUCUCGCCAUGCCAGGAGUACUUUCAGUCUGGACCCUCCCCGCACUCGAGCACGCAGGGGGUCAGUGUCAUCAACAGUGUCUUCUGCAUCCUCUUCAACAUCACCUUCAUCGUCGCCAGAGAAAAUGGUUGUGAGGUUUGGCUUUUUCCGCAAAGCAGAUCGUCUGGAUGGCGACAGUGAUGAGGUGGAUUCCAAUAUGGACGAGGAUGAGCUCCCGGCUCCUGUGAGGAGGCCUCGAAUUGUUGUCGAGGAGAAAGCAGCAGAAGACAUCACUGAUGAAGACCUUGACCUUGUAGCCAAUUUCGUCAGUGAUAAGAAGUAUGAUAGUUACUAUGGUUCGUCGUGUCACCAGUGUAGACAGAAGACGCAGGACAUGAAGACAGUGUGCAGGUCUGGCAAGUGUUUCGGAGUCCGAGGACAGUUUUGUGGCCCUUGUCUCAGGAAUAGAUAUGGGGAAGAUGCUAAAGAAGCGUUAAAAAAACCCUGUAAUUGGAUGUGUCCCCCGUGCAGAGGUAUCUGCAACUGUAGUUUUUGUCGAAAGAAGGCUGGCAAGUCCUGCACUGGGAUCCUCAUCCAUCUAGCCAGGGAGAAUGGUUUCAGUGAUGUCAACGCUUAUUUACAAAGUUUCAGGAAGUAACACUCAACUCACAAGAAGGCAAGGUGGUAAAGAGGCAGCUACGAUGGUUUCUGCAUCUGAAAAGGCAGCUGCGAUGGUUUCUACAUCUGAAAAGGCAGCUGCGAUGGUUUCUACAUCUGAAAAGGCAGCUGCGAUAGUUUUUACAUCUGAAAAGGCAGCUACAAUCGAUUUCUGCAUAUGAAAACGCAGCUUCGAUGAUUUCUGCAUCUGAAGACGCAGCUUCGAUGGUUUCUGCAUCUGAAGACGCAGCUUCAAUGGUUUCUGCAUCUGAAGACGCAG